Homarus americanus (American lobster) is the source of this 4550-nucleotide messenger RNA. RefSeq lists its product as uncharacterized. Gene Ontology annotation, cellular component: cell surface. Gene Ontology annotation, molecular function: heparin binding. NCBI's taxonomy places the organism in Eukaryota, Metazoa, Arthropoda, Malacostraca, Decapoda, Nephropidae. The record is from RefSeq and is a predicted model, not a curated record.
CUGAAGUUCAGGUGUGAAAAUGGAGACUGGAAGGUGAAGGUUCCAUGGGCAGAGAGGUACCUGGACUUUAAUGAGACUCACUGCACAUACACUUGUGUGCCUGCCUGCCAGAACAAUGCAACCUGUGUCAAAAGUAACGAAGGAAAAACCUUCUGCCAGUGUGUUCCUGGCUACACAGGCACUCAUUGUGAGAGUAAGAAGUGCCAGGAUGUCACCCUCAGUGGUAUCAGUUUGUCAAACAUAGAGACUGGACAUAGUGGGUACACAGGAAUAGUGUGGAAGGACUGCCCCACUGGAUACAUCCACACUAGCACUGAUAAGAACACGUAUGUGGAGAAGUGUAAGGAUGGCAUAUGGAUGACUACCCCUGGCCAGUGUAUACCUUUGUGUGAGAGCCAUUGUCUCCAUGGAGGAACUUGUGUUGCUCCUAACACAUGUGCAUGUCCUACUGGCGUAUUGGGACAAACAUGUGAUGGAGACACCUGUGUUAAAGCCCUUACACCUACUAUCAACCGUGCCAUCUACAAGAAUGAGGUUCACUCUUUGACCAUCACCUGUGAGACGGGCUACAGGUUCUCCUCGGGAGACCAUGAACUAAACUUCACCUGUGUGAAGGGAAAAUGGGACUUCAGCAAGCAGAAACCUUAUCCUUGUGUUCCAUACUGUGGUGAUAUAAUAUGUACUAAUGGUGGGACAUGCGAUGGACCCAACUUGUGCAAGUGUCCUCCACAGUACACAGGUAAACAGUGUGAUGUUGAGCGCUGCUCAGAACUUCCCAGAUAUCUCAUCCACUCCUCAGGAAGCUUCAGUUCACCAGAAAUGAAUCAGUACACCAUUAGGUGUGAUGCAGGAUAUGAGCUUAUCACCAGAAACACGUCUUUGAUAUUGUCUUGCAAGAAUGGAGUGUGGCAGUUCCCUCAGGCCUUUCACUCUCUUUUCCACAUUGCCUGCCACCCUGUGUGCAGGCCACCCUGCUUCAAUGGUGGCCGUUGUGUUGCUCCCAAUGUAUGCCGCUGCCCUGAGGGAUUCACUGGCAAAAUUUGCAGCUGGCGCUAUAAUAAGACAAUACAGAAAGACAUGGACUGCAAGUUCCCCUUUGAGUAUAAGAACAGAUGGUACUUCUCCUGCACCACUGCUUUCCAUUACCUGCCUUGGUGUGCCACAGAAGUCACCCCUGACGGCAUCUUGGUUACAUGGUCUAUCUGCUUUGCUGAUAUGGGUAAGAUGAAGGUGAUAGCAACAGAGGGUGGAGAACGGUGCUAUUUCCCAUUUUACCAUGAGGGCCAUGUAUACCACUCCUGCACCUCCAUUGGGCAGGACCGCCCCUGGUGUGCUACCUCCGUUACUCCCUCAGGCCUGGUGAACACCACUGAUUUCUGUGUCAGUGCUCUCUGGGGAGCCGAGGAGGUGAUACUAACAGUGCAUGGAAAUGAAUGCAAGUCUUCCUUCAGAUAUAAAGAGCCAAAGCCUUCAACCUUUGGUGAGGAGUCUUAUGUUAAAUGUGCCAUUAAACAAGUUAACACCCAAAAUACAUUAAACAAGGAAGUUGUGCUCUUUGAUCUUGGAUACCAACACACAACGCUGACCAAGACUGGCAAGUUAUGUAUGUUCCCCUUCAUGUAUGAUGGUGAACAGUACUACACCUGCAUCCAGAGAGGACAUAAGGCUCUUUGGUGUGCUACCAAUGUUGACACCAAUGGCACCAUCCUUAAGGAUGACUUCUGCAUUAAUUCUUACUACCUUGACCAAGGGGUGAGGGACUUGGAACUUGCACCUGCUUACGUCCCUUCCUUCACCACCAAAGAAUUUUACAUACGAAGCAUGCGACUGGUCAGAGCAUUAUCUGGGAAUCGGUGUGUCUUUCCUUUCUUGUACCAGGAGAAGGCCUUCUAUGCAUGUAUAUACCGUGAUGCAGAUGUGCCAUGGUGUGCUACCCAGGUUGAUAAUGACGGUCAUGUCAUCGUCAGGACAGCCUGCCCAGCUGAUUGGGAUAAUUUCUACUACCGGUAUGAUCUCUCGAGAAGGAUUGCAGUUCGUAACAAGAUACCGAUGUCUGUGAGCGGCCUGCGGUGCCAACUAUUCCUCUACAAAGGCAAGUUGGUGGAAGGAUGUGUGAAGGAGGAGGGACAGGAACUGUGGUGUGCUGUCCAAACUACCAAAGAGAAGCUCUUGGCAGCUGCUGACUUUUGUAUUGAUACUUUGAAUGUGACAGAAACCUCCAAUCAAUCCCAACAUUUAGGAGAUUACAUGACUUUACUGAUAAACAAGACAACAUAUGGCCUUCUUGACCCUUCCUACACCAAAGGUACUCGUCCACUGUACUCGGUGAAUGGCUACAAAUGCAUCCCAUUCAUAUACAAAGAUGUAAUGCACCAUGGCUGUAUUAAGGAGGAUGGGAAAAAGCCCUGGUGUGCUAUAGAAAUCAACCCAAUUACCAAGAAAGCUACAAAUCAGGACUGGUGCCCUGCUGAUUGGUAUUUCUGGGACUAUUUCUUCACGCUGGACAUCAACAGUUGGUCACCAUUCCAAAGUGGCAUUCAUGUGGUGAGAACAGUUACAGGACAGCACUGUGUAUUCCCAUUUUUGGUGGAGGGUCGCCUUUACCACAGUUGUAUCAGCUUAGGCCAGGAGGAGAAAUGGUGCUCCACUGUCAAUGAUGCUGAAGGUCAUGUCUUGGAGAAGGAUUUCUGUCUCCCACAUCCAAAAUCUGUACACCUUGUAAGAACAACACAAGGGGAGAUGUGUGUCCCUUUCUUGCAUGAUGGGGUCCUGCAGACAGGCUGUGUGAGGGUGGAAGGGGAGGCUCACCCAUACUGUGCUACAAAGGUUAACAACCAGGGACUGAUGCUUGUGAAACACAGCUGUCCUGAUGACUGGAAUGAGACAGUGAUACAGGUUCCAGUUGACAUUGAUGACUCUUACAAUGAUCUAGGUAACUUGACAAUUGAGAAGAAGAAGCGAUGUGUACCAUUCCUCCAUGAGGGGAGUGUGAUGUUCAGAUGUGUGAAGGGGGAGAAUGGCCUGCCUUGGUGUGCUGUGGCAGUCGACGAGUCCCUCAAUCCUACUCAGAAGGAUAUAUGUAGGCCUGAUUGGUAUAUUGACUUCCUGCCAAGGGAUCAUCUCACAGAAAUAACAACUUCACCGAGCUCGGAGCUGCUCACCUCAUCUUUGCCACCAGACUACUUCAAUGAAUCACCAUCAUUAUUAAAGUCACCCGCUCAACCAAUUCAAUUCAAUGAAAUUCCUCUCAUGUCACCUUUAUUAACAACAACUCCACACACACCAACUUCACCACCACCAACAUCAAUAGUGUCUAGUCCCUCACUUCCACCUACACCAACACCACCUUCAGGACCACAAGUACCAUCAGCAGAAUGGGUGACAGGUGGUGGAAAUGUUACUGUCAGUGGCAAACCCUGCAUAUUCCCCUUUGUUUAUAAGGGACAAGAAUAUGAACAGUGUAUACAAGAGGAUGCCAAGGGGCCCUGGUGCCCCACCUUACUCAACAAACAUAAACAGCCCAUUGCCAGUGAAUUCUGCAAGGGUACUUCUCUAGAUUCACCACCAACUGUACAGCUAAACACUACAGUUAGUGGUGUAGCGUGUGUCUUCCCCUUCCUGUACCGUGGAGUACGGUACUGCCACUGCAUUACUUUGGAUGACAACCACCCAUGGUGUGCUACUCAGGUCGACUCUGAUAGGCAUCUAACAUCAAGAGGCUACUGCAAAGGCAAUGACGCCUCAGUGAAACCACCAUUGACAGGCAAUGACACCUCAGUGAAACCACUUCAUGUCUCAAGCCAGAGACAGUUUACAAAAGAUGGAGUCGAGUGCAUAUUCCCCUUCACAUACAAAGGUAUUCAGUACUGGAAUUGUAGUUCUACAGAACGACCUGCACUCUGGUGUGCUACUCUAGUCAAUGCCAAGUUACAGCCUCUCCAAAGUGGAUAUUGUGCAAAUAACAUUGCUUCAAUACCCUUCCAGCCACCACCAACUGUCAUAGGUAUGGCUAUGACUAUACAGAGAGGGCCAUGUAUCUUCCCCUUCUUGUACAGAGGAAUAGUGUAUGAGCAGUGUGCCUGUGUGGACGCUCCAGCCUGUUGGUGUCCUACAUCACUGACAAGAAACAAUGAACCUGCUGUUAGUGAUUAUUGUAGAGGUUUGCUGCAAGGUUCACCACCACUUAUAUCUCCACCGGCUUUUGGACUCGGGGCACCAGUUACUGUAGAUGGAUGGGCAUGUCACUUCCCCUUCAGGUACAAGGGCAGGACAUACACUAAGUGUACCUCUGAGGACAGCAACCACCCAUGGUGUGCAACCAUUGUUAACGAUUCAGACCAGCCUACAGAAAGUGGAUACUGUAAAGGUAGUAACCAGCCUCCACCCAGCAAGCCCCCAGUGAGGGUCCCUCAACCUUCUUCUGGUAAGCUGUACCUAAUAGGCGUAUGGGUAUGAUACCACUUAGAAGAUGGACACAACCACCUGAAUCUUAUGCACCAAGACACAGUUAUGUGGCCUUGCCCCUUUUUUUUUUUUUUUAAUUGGUAACA